Corythoichthys intestinalis (scribbled pipefish) is the source of this 5709-nucleotide messenger RNA. RefSeq names its product ubiquitin carboxyl-terminal hydrolase 15-like. Gene Ontology annotation, molecular function: cysteine-type deubiquitinase activity. NCBI's taxonomy places the organism in Eukaryota, Metazoa, Chordata, Actinopteri, Syngnathiformes, Syngnathidae. Gene Ontology annotation, cellular component: nucleus. The record is from RefSeq and is a predicted model, not a curated record. Gene Ontology annotation, biological process: protein deubiquitination. Bases 33 to 3086 code for a protein of 1017 amino acids. The transcript has 22 exons.
CCCGUCAUACACCAGGGCAUGACUGAGGAAAGAUGGCGGAAGGAGGAGCGGCCGAUCUGGAAACCCAGAGAGGAGAGGUCGCGGCACUGAUGAAAACGCCGUUAAAAAAGGGCGACACUUGGUAUUUGGUAGACAGUCACUGGUUCAAACAGUGGAAGAAAUAUGUGGGAUUUGACAGUUGGGACAAAUAUCAAAUGGGUGACCAAAAUGUCUACCCUGGACCGGUUGACAAUUCGGGACUUCUCCGAGAUAGGGACGUUUUGGUCAUUAAGGAACACCUUAUCGACGAGCUCGACUACAUCCUGGUCCCCACGGACGGCUGGAAUAAGAUGGUCAGCUGGUACGGGCUGACAGACGGUCAAGAGCCAAUCGCGCGCAAGGUUGUCGAGCAAGGCAUGUUUGUGAAGCACUACAAGGUGGAGGUGUACCUGACAGAGCUGAAGCUAUGCGAGGAUAGCAAUAUGGACAAUGUGGUCACCAGGCGCUUUAGCAAAGCUGACACAAUAGACUUAAUAGAGAAAGAAAUGAGAAAACUCUUCAGCAUCCCGGAUGAGAAGGAAACCAGGCUUUGGAACCGGUACAUGAGCAACACCUUCGAACCUCUCAACAAGCCCGACAGCACCAUCCAAGACGCCGGCCUCUACCAAGGACAGGUUCUCGUAAUAGAGCAGAAGAACGAAGACGGCUCGUGGCCCCGGGGCUCAGACGCACUCAAGUCAUCCGGUGCUUCCAAUCUCUCUGCUUUGCCAAAGAUCUCGCCUUCAUCUCUCACAAACAAUCAUAACAGCAGCUUCAACAGCAGGAAUGUGAAGAAUUCAACCUUCAGCCUCCCGUCCUACCACACUUACAGUAACAGCUACGACUACUCGGAACUGAGUCGACAGAGUGAACACGCGGGCCUGUGCGGUCUGUCCAACCUUGGCAACACAUGCUUCAUGAACUCUGCUGUGCAGUGUUUAAGUAAUAUCCCUCCCCUGACGGACUACUUCCUGAAAGACAAGUACACGAGCGAGCUGAACGUGGACAACCCUCUGGGAAUGAAGGGGGAGAUUGCAAGAGCCUACGCCGAGCUAAUUAAGCAGCUGUGGUCUUGUAAAUACAGCCACGUUACGCCAAGGCCUUUCAAGACCCAAGUGGGCCGUUUUGCCCCUCAAUUCUCAGGCUACCAGCAGCAAGACUCUCACGAGCUGCUAGCGUUUCUCCUAGACGGUCUUCACGAGGACUUGAACCGGAUCAGGAAGAAGCCGUACAUACAGCUAAAGGAUGCUAACGGCCGACCUGAUAAGGUGGUUGCCGAAGAGGCUUGGGAAAGCCACAUCAAAAGGAACGACUCGAUAAUCGUGGACAUCUUUCAUGGCCUUUUUAAGUCCACCUUGGUGUGCCCUUUUUGCUCCAAGGUCUCUGUGACUUUCGAUCCUUUCUGCUACUUGACGCUGCCUUUGCCAAUGAAAAAGGAACGCACCCUGGAGGUUUAUCUAGUCAGAUUAGAUCCUCUCGCCAAACCCACGCAGUACAAACUGACAGUGCCAAAGGUGGGCUGCAUCUCAGACCUGUGUACCUCCCUCUCCAGUCUGUCUGGAGUGCCCGCUGAAAAGAUGAUCGUAACAGACAUCUACAGCCACCGUUUCCACCGGAUCUUCGCUACCAACGAAAACCUUAGCAGCAUCAUGGAGAGAGACGAUAUUUACGUGUUUGAGGUUGCAGUAAACCGGGUGGAAGACACGGACCACGUUGUUAUUCCUGUGCACCUGAGGGAAAAAUACAAACAGUCGGGAUUCAAUCAAACCAGCACGCCACUGUUCGGACAGCCUUUCCUCAUUGCUGUACCGAGGACCCUUAAUGAGGACAAACUCUACAACAUGCUGUUACUGCGCCUGUGCCGGUUUGUGAGAUCUUCUGUCGCGGAAGAUGAAGACGACUGCGAAGAGACUCAGUCAAGCAAACAACACGCUGUUAAUGGGAACGCAACCAAUGGCGUGUCAGAAGAAGGGUCGCCAAGUGAGAUGGAGACUGACGAACAGGACGACGAGUCCAGUCAAGAUCAAGAGCUGCCGUCCGAAAACGACAACAGCCAAUCGGAGGACUCUGUUGGCGGGGACAACGAGCUGGAGAACGGCGUGGUUGCACCUCAGAACUCCACCAAAGGCCUGCAUGCUGGCGGGCACAGCAAAAAGAGACUUUUCACAUUCCAGCUCAAUAACAUGGGUAAAUCAGACUUCUCCCUCAUCAAAGAAGACACCAGGCAGAUCCGGUUUGAUGAGGGACAUUUACGGCUCAACGAUCGCUCUUUUCUCUCUUUGGAUUGGGAGCCCGAGAUGAAAAAGAAGUAUUUUGACGAGACGGUCGUCGAGGACUUCGACAAGCACGAAAGCAUGGAGUACAAACCUCAGAAGAAGGCUUACUUCAAAUUAAAAGACUGCAUUGAACUUUUUACCACUAAGGAGAAACUGGGAGCUGAGGACCCUUGGUACUGUCCGAGUUGUAAGAUGCACCAGCAAGCCACAAAAAAGCUAGACUUGUGGUCUCUGCCUCCAGUGCUCGUGGUUCAUCUAAAAAGAUUCUCCUACAGUCGCUAUAUGAGAGAUAAACUAGACUCCCUUGUUGACUUCCCACUCAGUGAUUUAGAUAUGUCAGAGUUUCUGAUCAACCCCAACAGCGGACCGUGUCGCUACGACCUCAUCGCCGUGUCGAACCACUACGGCGGAAUGGGCGGAGGCCACUAUACCGCUUACGCCAAAAACACAGAUGAUGGAAAGUGGUACAAUUUUGACGACGGCAACGUGUCGCCUGCCAGCGAGGAUCAAAUAGUGUCCAAAGCAGGCUACGUGCUCUUCUACCAGCGUCAGGACACCGUCAAAGGCACUGGCUACUUUGCGCUCGACCGCGAGAAAGAGGACGACAAGGAAGAAGAAGAGGACGAAGAUGAGGAGGAGGAAGACGACGAGGAAAACGAAGGGAGACGGAGCGCAUCCUCGAUCCGGUGCGCCGAGGACGUGAACGAGAACGAGUGCGCCAAGAACGACGACGAGUCGGAAGCGGAGGAAGACGAAGCGCCCGGUCGAGACGUCGCCAUGAGCGCCAAUUGACGAAAGAAAUAAAAGGGAGAGAAAAAUCUUUCCAUUCAAAGCCAUAUGGACACACAGCAUGGCUCGCAAGCGUCGGGCUCGCCAGGCCGAGCCAAAAUGGGCGCGACGUUCGCGGUACGCUGGGAAUUCAGAGCUCUCCUCCGUAGGCGGAAUCACUCGUGUGUUUGCGCGUGUUGGAGCGGUUUGUCUUUUAUAUCUCGAAAAGAAACGUUGGCAUUUUUAGUCAUGUUAGCCUGUACAUAAAACACUGAACAUUAGCAUUGCGAACUUGCACAGUCACCAUCUAUCCAAUUUUACUUUUAUAGCCCGUAGUUUAAGUUGACGGAGUAUUAAGGUCACAAAAACACGAAAAAAUGUGUAUGGAUGCAGCUUGGUAAUAUUUGGACUUUUGUUUCGUUGAUUUGCUCAAUAUUGCAGGGCAAUGCUACGUCUAGGAACUUUGCGUAAAGUACCGUAUUUUCCGGACUACAAGUUGUUUUUUUUUCCUCAUAGUUUAGCCAGACCUCCGUGAAGUUGGCCCCUCCAUGCGACGCAAAUUUAUCCAAAAAACGUUUAUGCUUGUUUGUGGUGGAAAAAGUUUCGUCCGUGCUGUUAUCGUUAUUUACAAUUCUUUCAUAGGUCGAUCUGAGGUCAACCAGCCACCCCAUUUUGAUUAAAAAUGGCGUCAAUUGUUAAUGCUUCGUUUGUGAUGUAAAACGUUUGUGCUGCUAUCGUUUUUGAUGCAUUGAUUAGCGCAGCCCCCCCAUUUAUUGCAAAAUGGUUCCAUUCGUUUAUGCUACGUUUGUGCUGUAAAAACUUUCAUUUGUACUGCUAUCCUUUUAUAGAUAUAUUACCGUAAUUUAAGACUACAAGCCGCUAAUUUUUCCCUCAUUUUGAAUCCUGCGGGUUAUAGUCCAGUGCACCUUAUUUGUUGAUUUAUUUGGGUUAAUAGGUAACAUUUUAUUUGACAGCGGUGUCAUAAGACAGUCAUAAUUAAGACAUGACACUAUUAUGGGCAUUACAGAAUGCUUAAGGAAGAUGUCAUUAAGUGUCAUCUGGCAAAUUAUGUCACUAACUCCAUUUAUGUCCAGCUCGGAUCUUUUACAUCCAUUCAAAAGUGAGGUAAUUUUCCAGGUAACACUAAAUAACAUGUUAUACAGUGUCAUGUCAUAAUUAUGAUUGUCUGAUGAGUCUUUUGGAGCCACUGUCAAAUGGAGUGUUACUCAAUGCCAUAACUAUCAAUUAAUGAAACUACUUGUAAAGUAACUGAAGAAAUAAUGACAGAACAUGAUUUUUUAUUGUUUACAUCUGUAGCGCUGCAAUGCAUGCUAGGAGGCAUGUUGGACAACAACAGUGCAGCAGAGGUUGCUUGUCUCCCCCAAGGGAGUAGUGAUGGCCAAAUGAAGCGUCUUGAAGCAAUGAAGCUUUGCAGCCAAUUGGUUCAAAGCUUCGUGGUGGUUUAUUUGGUCUUGUGACAGUCAUAUGAAGCUGUUGUCCAAAGAAAGUGUUACCGGUUAAUAUCUUUUGGCGUAAAUAUGCUACAGUAAGUGACGACAGCUGCGGCUUAUCUAUGAACAAAUGCUGCUUUUGUGUCGAAUUUGGUGGGUGGCUGCCAGGUGAGCAUAAUAGUCCGAAGAUGAAGGUAAUUUCGAGUGAUUACAUCAAUCACAGCACCUUCAUCGAGGCUGAUGGAGCGUACUUACCCUCUAAAUAUAGAGGAUUUCCCAACAACUAACACCAACGUUGCACAAACAAAUGGGAGCAUUUUGGUUCCAUUUUGCAAUAAAUUUGGGGGGGGGGGGUUCUGCAUGUUGUCAUCACUUGAAAUUUGUAUCUUGACAUCUCAAAAAUGGUAGCAACAUAUACGAUUUACCAGCAGGGCCCAGAACAAAAAGUGGUAUUUGCCAUGUGGGAAAAUGGAUUUUGCCAUGUGGCUUUUUUUUUUUUUGCCACGUGGCAAAAUGUAUUUUGACAUGUGGCUUUUUUUUUUUUUUUUGCCAUGUAGCAAAAUGGAUUUUGGUUUGUUUUUCUGCCAUUUAAUAUGAAUGGAAAAUUUACAUGUGCAUAGGUGUCAAUGGCAUAGCCUGACUUGGGUGUCAGUUAAAUGACAAUGUGCUGUAUUGUAAAGUGCAUGGUCAAAAAUCACAGCCACACGUUUUUCUGCCAUUUAAAAUGAAUCGAAAAUUUGUACGUGCACAGCCGUCAAUGGCAUGGACGUGCAUGGCCUGCAAAAAUGCCAUAAACCCCCCCCCCCAAAAAAAAACCCACAUACCAAAAAUAAAAUGCCACAAAUCAAAAUCCAUUUUGCCACAUACCAAUAAAAAUGCCGCAUGUCAAAAUACAUUUUGCCACAUAGCAAAAAAAAAAAAAAAAAAGCCAGAUGGCUAAAAAAUGCCACAUGGUAAGAAAAAAAAUGCCACUUUUUGCCAUGUGGCAUUUUUUUAGCCAUCUGGCUUUUUUUUUGCUAUGUGGCAAAAUUGAUUUUGCCAUUUGGCAUUUUUCUGCCAUGUGGCAAAAUGUAUUUUCGUUUGUUUGUUUUUCUGCCAUUUAAUAUCAAUGGAAAAUUUGGACGUUGAUCGCCGUCAAUAGCACGGACGUGCAUGGCCUACAAAAUAGCCAUUAACCCCGCAAAAAUGCCACAUAC